Bipolaris victoriae FI3 is the source of this 609-nucleotide messenger RNA. RefSeq lists its product as hypothetical. Lineage: Eukaryota; Fungi; Ascomycota; Dothideomycetes; Pleosporales; Pleosporaceae. The coding region runs from base 1 to 609 and encodes 202 amino acids. The transcript has 4 exons. The record is from RefSeq and is a predicted model, not a curated record.
AUGAGUCGGCUUCAACACCCCAGAUUGGGUGUUCUAGAAGGCCUAACCAGUGGCAAUGUUGUGCAAUUUCAUGGUAUCAAGUAUGGUUCGUUAGAUCACAGAUUUGGAACACCGAAGAUGUACAGUGGCCAGAAAUCAUCGGGGGUCGUGAAUGCCAGAAAACUCGGCCUGCCAGUUCCAGACUUUCCACCACAUUCAGAUACUGAGUGUCUCAAUCUCUCAGUCACUAUUCCAAAUGAUGGAGCUAGAGCAGGAAAGAAACUCCCAGUUUUUGUUUUCAUUCACGGAGGUGGCUUAGCCUUCGGCUCUGGGACCUGGCCGCAAUAUGAUCAAGCUAAAAUCGUUGGCCGUUAUCGUACAAACAUAUUUGAUUUUCUAACUUCCGAGGAGCUACGAAAAGCAAAAUUCAAGGCAAACAACGGUCUUCGGGACCAGAAGGUUGCAUUCGAGUGGGUUAGGGCGCACAUUGAAAGAUUUGGAGGUGAUCCCAAUCAAGUCACUGCCGUUGGGCAGAGCGCUGGAGGAGUGUUCAGAAGAGCUAUUCCAGCGCAUGGUCGUUUUGUCCGGAUCCUGUCUUCUUCGCAGACUAGUAUCCUUGGAUAUUCAUGA